AUGAAGGGCCUUUACAUCAGCUCGCUCCUUGUAGGGGCAAGCUUUGCUCUUCCUACCGCUGAGGCUAACACCGACACCGUCGAGGUGUCUCUGUCCAACAUCACCCCGAUCUUUACCGAUGCCAAACUCUCUACUCGCGCGGUCCUCGGCAAGAUGGAAGGAAAGAGCUUUGCCGACCCCACCCUCAUCUACGGCGAAGGCUCCUGGAAAGCCUAUGGCACAAGCAACGGACACAACAUCCCCUACGCCACUGCCCAAGAUGGCUUCAACUUCACAUACGUGGGCGACGCAUUAAAGAAGCGACCUUCGUGGGCCACGACAGCAGGCCUUUGGGCGCCUGACGUAGUCAAGCUUUCGGACGGCUCAUACGUCCUGUACUUCAGCGGCGUGCACAAGGACGGCAAGCGCUGCAUCGGAGCCGCCACCUCGAAAACCUCCGCCGGGGGCUUCGAGCCCUACGACAAGGCCCUCGUGUGCGACCACGACAACGGCGGCGUCAUCGAUGCGGCCGGCUUCUUCGACGGCAAGGACCGCUGGCUCACGUGGAAGGUUGACGGCAACGGCCUCGGCGGCGCGACGACCUGCAAGGGCGGCUCCGCGCCCACCGGCCCCAAGUACAAGCCGACGCCCCUCAAAGUCCAGAAGAUGACGGCCGACGGGCUGUCCGUGGUCGGCUCGCCCACGACCAUCUGGGACAACCGCGACAACAACCCCAACGCGCCCAAGAAGUUCGCCAGCGGCGAGACCUACGACGACGACGGCGUCACGGAGAACCCGGCCCUGUACAAGUCGAAGGAGGGCAAGUUCUUCCUCUUCUACAGCUCGCACUGCUACGCCAACAGCAAGUACCACACCGAGUACGCCUACGCCGACGCGGUGACGGGGCCGUUCAAGUGGGGAGGCGUGUUGAUUGCCACGGGCAGCAAGAACAACGAGAAGUACAAGGCUAUCGGCCCUGGAGGCUUCGACAUUGAUCCUAAUGGCAAGAAUGUCGUCUUCCACGGGCGCCAGGGCAGUAGCAAGGCAUCACGGAUCACCUUCAGCGGUACUGUUGAGAUCAAGGGCACCAAGGUUACCCUUUAA
Molecule: messenger RNA, 1083 nt
Organism: Clonostachys rhizophaga
Lineage: Eukaryota; Fungi; Ascomycota; Sordariomycetes; Hypocreales; Bionectriaceae
Source: the annotation of a GenBank genome assembly